ACUUACCAUCAAAUGUCACAACAAGAAACUCAAAAGCAAAACCACUGCACGAAAGAUGUGGUGAAAAGAGAUAUCUAAUAUUCUUUUAUCCUUAAUUAGAGGAUCCGAUUUAUUAACUGAAUGAUUAUGCUAGAUUUUCUUUUUCUAAAUAAACCAUACACGACCCAAAUUUAGAUUACUGCCUAUAAAUUAUCAUCUCUCAUCUUAACUCAUCUCGUUAGAACCAUGAAAUUCACAGUUUCCUUAAUUCUCUUGUCUACCCUUUUCAUCUUGUUUGUUAUUUCCACUGCUAAAAACCCCCACGUCAUCAAUUUCCGAUCAACUAAUCUCUACCCGGAAUCAUUCACAUGGGAUCCGAAAUCCCAGCACUUCAUCGUCGGAAGCACACGUAACCACCACAAAAUCAUCUCCGUCUCCGAUGCAGGCGUUGUCGAAACCCUAAUCUCCGACACAUCUCUCCCUCCAAACUCCUCUUUCCUCGGCCUCUCCGUCGACCGCCACAGCAACCGCCUCCUCGCCGUCAUCCACCGCCGUUCUCCUCCCUUCAACGCCGUCGCCUCCUACGACCUCCAAUCUCGCCGCCGCCUUUUCCUCUCUCCUAUCGCAAUGGUCACAGAAGACGCCCUUCAAUCUGCCGUCGCAAAAGACGUUGCUGUAGAUUACGACGGCAAUGCUUACGUCACCGACUCCGUUAAUGACGUCAUCUGGAAAGUUGAUUCCAACGGCGACGUUUCGAUUUUCUCGAAAUCUAAAGCGUUUAAAUCUCAUCCAGUGAAUGUAAUGACUACAGUUGGUUUGAACGGCAUAGUCUAUAACACUAGAGGUUAUUUACUUGUUGUUCAGUCAAAUACGGGGAAACUAUUUAAAGUCAACGUUGAUGACGGAACGGCAAGGACUGUUACGUUAACCAAGGACUUAACGGGAGGUGAAGGGAUAGCCGUUAGAAAAGACGGUGUCGUAUUGGUUGUGAGUAGAGACAAGUUGUAUUUCUUGAAGAGUAAUGAUGGGUGGGGAGAGGGAGGAGUUUUUGACGAAACUGCCCUUGAGGCGGAGCGGUCACCUACAGCUGUGACAGUUGGGGAUGAGAAGAGGGUAUACGUGUUGUAUGGACAUGUAACGGAGGGUGUAAUGGGAAAUGUUGAGAGAGAAGAGUUUAGUAUUGUUGAAGUGGAAUCUGAGGAAGAGAAUUUAGAAGAACCUGUUUGGUUAUAUAUAUUAAUUGGAUUAGGAUUAGCUUAUUUUAUGUUUUGGAGAUUUCAAAUGCAUAAGUUAAUGGAAAGCUUGAACAAGAAAACAGUUUGAUUUUUUCCUUUUUUUUCUUUUUU
Molecule: messenger RNA, 1325 nt
Organism: Lycium ferocissimum
Lineage: Eukaryota; Viridiplantae; Streptophyta; Magnoliopsida; Solanales; Solanaceae
Exons: 1
Coding region: 226-1302 (358 amino acids)
Cellular component (GO): endoplasmic reticulum
Source: RefSeq, a predicted model, not a curated record